Molecule: messenger RNA, 604 nt
Organism: Staurois parvus
Lineage: Eukaryota; Metazoa; Chordata; Amphibia; Anura; Ranidae
Source: the annotation of a GenBank genome assembly
GACCCCGUAUUCAUUAUAUCCGCUCUCCCCGGACCCGGCAUUCACUAUAUAUAUGGUCUCCCUGGACCCGGCAUUCACUAUAUAUGGUCUCCCUGGACCCGGCAUUCACUAUAUCUGGUCUCCCCAGACCCUGCAUUCACUAUAUCCGCUCUCUCCGGACCCCGCAUUCACUAUAUCCGCUCUCCCCGGACCCCGCAUUCACUAUAUCCGCUCUCCCCGGACCCCGCAUUCACUAUAUCCGCUCUCCCCGGACCCCGCAUUCACUAUAUCCGCUCUCCCCGGACCCCGCAUUCACUAUACCCGCUCUCCCCGGACCCUGCAUUCACUAUAUCCGCUCUCCCCGGACCCUGCAUUCACUAUAUCCACUCUCCCGGACCCCGCAUUCACUAUAUCCGCUCUCCCCGGACCCCGCAUUCACUAUAUCCGCUCUCCCCGGACCCCGCAUUCACUAUAUCCGCUCUCCCCAGACCCCGCAUUCACUAUAUCCGCUCUCCCCGGACCCGGCAUUCACUAUAUAUGGUCUCCCUGGACCCGGCAUUCACUAUAUAUGGUCUCCCUGGACCCGGCAUUCACUAUAUCUGGUCUCCCCAGACCCUGCAUUCAC